Messenger RNA from Eucalyptus grandis, 2277 nucleotides. RefSeq names its product probable indole-3-acetic acid-amido synthetase GH3.1. The record is from RefSeq and is a predicted model, not a curated record. The coding region runs from base 120 to 1913 and encodes 597 amino acids. Gene Ontology annotation, molecular function: acid-amino acid ligase activity. NCBI's taxonomy places the organism in Eukaryota, Viridiplantae, Streptophyta, Magnoliopsida, Myrtales, Myrtaceae. Gene Ontology annotation, cellular component: cytoplasm. The transcript is spliced from 3 exons.
ACCACCACCAAGAGCCUCUCUCCUCUUUCUCUUCACAAAUACACACAAACCUCUCUCCUCUUUCUCUUCACAAAUACACACAAGCCUCUCUCUCUCUCUCUCUCUCUCUCUCUUCCAUCAUGGCCAACUCGGUGAUGCCGUCUCCGAUGGGCGCGCCGGCAUGCGAGAAGGACGCUAAGGCGCUCGGGUUCAUCGAGGAGAUGACCCAAAACGUGGACUCGGUCCAGGAGAGGGUGCUCAGGGAGAUCCUGACCCGAAACUCAGGGACCGAGUACCUGAGCCGGUUUAGGCUCGGCGGGGCCACCGACCGCGGCUCGUUCAAGGCCAAGGUCCCCGUGGUGACCUACGAGGACCUCCAGCCCGAGAUCCAGCGCAUCGCCAGUGGCGACCGUUCCAACAUCCUGUGCUCUCAGCCCAUCUCUGAGUUCCUCACCAGUUCGGGUACUUCGGCUGGAGAGAGAAAGCUGAUGCCGACCAUUCAAGAGGAGCUGGACCGUCGCCAACUACUCUAUAGUCUCCUCAUGCCGGUCAUGAACCUUUAUGUGCCUGGGCUGGACAAGGGCAAGGGCCUCUACUUCCUCUUCAUCAAGGCGGAGACUAAGACGCCGGGCGGCCUAGUGGCGCGCCCGGUGCUCACGAGCUACUACAAGAGCGAGCACUUCAAGACCCGUCCGUACGACCCAUACAAUGUCUACACAAGCCCGAACGAGGCCAUCCUUUGCCCAGACUCCUUCCAGAGCAUGUACACCCAGAUGCUCUACGGCCUCCUCAUGCGUGAGGAGGUUCUCCGCGUCGGUGCCGUGUUCGCCUCCGGCCUUCUCCGUGCCAUCAAGUUCCUCCAGCUCAACUGGGAGCAGCUAGCCCACGACAUCGCCACCGGCUCCCUAAACCCUAAGGUCACUGACCCCGCCAUCCGGGAGUGUAUGUCCAAGAUCGUGAGUCCUAAACCGGACCUUGCCGAGUUCAUUCGAAAGGAAUGUUCUGGCGAAAAUUGGGAUCGGAUCAUAACUAGGAUUUGGCCCAACACUAAGUACUUGGAUGUGAUCGUGACUGGGGCUAUGGCUCAAUACAUACCAACCCUGGAAUAUUAUAGUGGUGGCUUGCCCAUGGCAUGCACUAUGUAUGCCUCAUCCGAAUGCUACUUUGGGCUAAACCUAAAACCCAUGUGCAAGCCCUCAGAGGUUUCGUACACGAUCAUGCCGAACAUGGGAUACUUUGAGUUCCUCCCCCAUGACCCGUCGGCCCCUCCCCUGUCACGGGACUCCCCUCCCCGACUCAUCGACCUGGCAGAUGUCGAGGUUGGGAAGGAGUACGAGCUUGUCAUCACAACCUAUCCAGGCCUCUGCCGGUACCGGGUCGGUGAUAUCCUCCAAGUCACAGGCUUCCACAACGCUGCCCCACAGUUCCGCUUCGUGCGGCGGAAGAAUGUGCUCUUGAGCAUCGACUCAGACAAGACGGAUGAGUCGGAGCUCCAGAAGGCUGUGGAGAGUGCGUCGGCGCUCCUCCGCGAGUUUAACACUAGUGUGGUCGAGUACACAAGCUACGCCGACACGAAGACCAUCCCAGGGCACUACGUCAUCUAUUGGGAACUGCUUGCGAAGGAGCCAAACAAAGCACCUCCUAAUGAGGUACUCAACCGGUGUUGCCUCGCCAUGGAAGAAUGUCUCAACACCGUGUACCGGCAAUGCCGGGUGGCAGAUAACUCCAUUGGGCCUCUAGAGAUAAGGGUGGUGAAAAAUGGUACAUUUGAGGAGCUCAUGGACUAUGCAAUCUCUAGGGGUGCUUCGAUCAAUCAAUACAAGGCACCGAGAUGUGUGACUUACACGCCUAUGUUGGAGCUUCUCAAUUCAAGGGUGGUCUCGGCGCAUUUCAGCCCUAGUGCGCCGCACUGGACCCCUGAACGACGUCGCUGACCGGGUGCAGAUCAUGAUCGGAUCUAGUCAGAUCGACUGGAAAAAAAGGGAACAAGCUUUUGGUCCUGUCUCUGCCGCCGUAUCAUAUCUCUCUCUUGCUGGACAUUUUCUUAACUUUUCAAAAGUGUCUCUUUAGCUCUUCUUUUGAAUUCCUGGCGUUCCAUGUGUUGAUGCGGAAUAAGAAGUUCAGAUAAUCUGGGCGAAUGAUGUAAUUGUCAAUGUGUUGUAGGCCUCAAUGUUUAUUCCGUUUUGUGUCGCUCUGCCUUCGCUUUCUUCUUUCCCAAAAGUUGAAGACAGAGACUUGUAAAAAUGGGGCUUGUUUUGCAGGUGAUGGUAAUGGCAAUUUUUUCUAAAUUUGUGGAAA